AUGGCUCUGUAUAACCAAACCGUGGAUUUCCUCUCCGAGUCCUUCUCGAACAAUCGGACCCAGAUUCCUCUAUUAGCCGUGACCGGAGCUUCUUUCACACUGGGCCUGCUCGCUCGAUCGCUAUUUCCUCGAAACGAAGGACUAGAAAAUGUUAUCGUCUCACCUCGGUUGACAGUCUUGCCCGGAAUCUCCGAGUCCGAGAAUAGUCAGCUGCCACUCCCCACCGACGUUCUACCCGGUGCGCGUGAUGUCGCUAGCCCAUACGGGUCGAUCCGCGUAUAUGAAUGGGGCCCAGAAGAUGGACCAAAGGUGUUGUUCGUGCACGGCAUCACUACGCCGUGUAUUGCCCUCGGCGGGGUGGCCCAUGCGCUGGCAGAUCGCGGCUGCCGUGUGAUGCUAUUCGACCUAUUCGGAAGAGGAUAUUCCGACUGCCCUGCUGAUCUUCCACAAGAUGAUCGUCUCUUCUCGACCCAGAUCUUGCUCGCUCUGACAUCAUCGCCUAUCUCCUGGACAGGCGAGAAGUCCGGUAAAUUCUGCCUUGUUGGAUAUUCCCUCGGAGGUGGUAUUGCCGCUGCCUUUGCGUCUUAUUUCCCUCAGAUGUUGUCGUCGGUGGUGCUCCUAGGCCCCUCCGGUUUGCUCCGAGACUCGCAGGUCAGCUUCCAGAGCAGACUGCUUUAUUCCAAGGGUCUUAUGCCUGAAAACAUUCUGGGAUACCUGGUUAGCCGCCGACUGAAAGCAGGCCCCUUGGUCACUCCAAAGCCCAAGAACCACAAGCUCGACGCAUCGGAUGCACUCACAGAGGAAAUGCCCUCCCAAAGCGCGGCAGAAGGCCGGGUUCUGUCCCGGGCAUACCCUCACAUCAAUGUCCCUUCUGUGGUGGCGUGGCAGGUGAAUAAUCACGCAGGAUUUGUCCACGCUUUCAUGUCUAGCAUGCGUAAUGGCCCAAUCCUGAAAGAGCGCCAAUGGAACGCAUGGACACGCCUGGGCGAGUAUCUAACCGCGCAGAACAGUGUUUCAAAAAACGCGGAGAAGGCUUCGGAGAACAAAGUCCAUAUUCUAUGUGGCAACACUGAUCCUAUCAUUGUCAAGAGUGAGAUUGUGCCAGAUGCCACGGCUGCUUUGGGUGGCAAUGUUGUCUUCAAGUUCUUUGAAGCAGGACAUGAAUUCCCUAGUACUGAGUAUGAGGAAGUGGCAUCAUACAUUUUCGAAUUACUUUAA
Penicillium paradoxum is the source of this 1218-nucleotide messenger RNA. RefSeq names its product alpha/beta fold hydrolase. Gene Ontology annotation, biological process: regulation of lipid storage. The coding region runs from base 1 to 1218 and encodes 405 amino acids. The record is from RefSeq and is a predicted model, not a curated record. The transcript is spliced from 2 exons. Gene Ontology annotation, cellular component: endoplasmic reticulum. NCBI's taxonomy places the organism in Eukaryota, Fungi, Ascomycota, Eurotiomycetes, Eurotiales, Aspergillaceae.